AUACCCCCUCGCUCGCCAAGUCAGCAUCUGAAAUCCCUCGAUUUGAAGGGGCUAUUCUCAGCCCCUAGCCCUCGUUAUGCCCCCUCCCCCUAGGUGAAAAGAGGAAUUGGGACACCACUACCUUCACGGGAACGCGCAAAAGUUAGGGUUAGGGAAGAAAAGGAGGGCGAGGGGGAGUAUUGGGACGCACCCUGUUUUGUUUUUUAAAUUUGCACCUUUCUUCUCAUAAUCAAUUACUCCAAAACAUUUGGAGUCUCUUGAAGUUGAUGAUGUAAGUUUCAACCGUGUACACGUGCAGAUACAUGUGUGUAAGAGCUCUGCUGUUACACAGACAGCUCAUAAAAUGAAAUGCAGCCUCUCCUUGAAACCAGUCUCUGUGGUUGCUGCUGCGGUUCAGGAACACGCAAUAAACGGUUGACUUUUCAAGAAUGGCAGAACACAACAUUAGCCUGUUGAUAGCCAUAUUUUUGGCACUGAUUGUUUACAUCAUCACUAUGGUGUUUUCUGCUCUGGCACCACAAGGAAUAUACCCAUUUCUGAGCACCACUGGUAAUAUUUCCGAUGACUUUGUAACUGAGAUCACACCAUCUGGCUGGACCUUUUCCAUUUGGUCCAUAAUUUACAUCUUUCUGGCAUUAGUGUUGGUCUACACCCUCUCCGGCAUCUGUAGGAGGAAUACCUAUGGUUAUGUCUACUGCAGCCCUCCUGUACUGCCAUACGGUUUCUUCGUGUCUUGGUGCCUGAAUCUGAUCCUCAACAUUGGAUGGCUGUUCUUGUGGGACAGAAAGAUCAUGCCUGCUGCACUGGUUUUCCUGAUCCUAGUCACCUUGACUAACUACACUACGAUAUUCUUCUCCUGCUAUGGCUUAAAGAACUAUGGAGCCUGGCUCAACAAAUACCACAAAGUAGACCUUUGGCUCCACCGUGUGUUGGUUCAGAAUGGUGUCGCCAUAUAUGCGACAUGGACAACCAUUGCAACCUUUGUGAAUUUGGAUGUUGUGCUGACUUACGAUACCAACAUAUCUAGCACAGACGCAUCCACUAUCUCACUGUCUCUCUUGACUGUUGUGCUGUUUGUGUGGUUUGUUCUGGAAAACUCUGUCCUCGAAAAGCACGUGAGGUUCAUCCUGACCAUCUACCCGGUGGUGAUUUGGGCGCUGACGGGUGCAUUUACAAAGAACUCCAAUGCUGCAGUUCUCACUCGCAAUAACUUCUUCAUUGCUGGAGUUUUAGGCAUGGCCUGUGUCUUGUGUGCUGCACGGGUCUUUCUGGUCAUCCAGAAGCAAAUCAAAAAGCCAAUUUACAGGGAUGUAAACCCCGACGACAUGUCACCGAUGGAGAUUGCAGACAGCCAGAAGAAGAUUUUUAAGUGAUCAUUUUGAUGACACAAAUGACAAACUACAACUGGAUGUGCAAUAUGUUUUCCUGGCAACUAUUAAGUAUUUUUGCAGCAGCCUGUAGUUUCUGUGUUUUAACAGAAGUCAAAAUGAAAAUAAUGUUAUAUAUUUUUUAUAUAAUGGGGUAAUCUAUGUUAAAAACAUGUGCUAAACUGAUUGAUUUUUUUUGUAAUGUUAA
Messenger RNA from Cololabis saira (Pacific saury), 1575 nucleotides. RefSeq lists its product as uncharacterized. The coding region runs from base 429 to 1373 and encodes 314 amino acids. The transcript is spliced from 8 exons. The record is from RefSeq and is a predicted model, not a curated record. Lineage: Eukaryota; Metazoa; Chordata; Actinopteri; Beloniformes; Belonidae.